Messenger RNA from Drosophila arizonae, 1077 nucleotides. It is a transcript of the gene l(3)73Ah, whose product is annotated as polycomb group ring finger 3-like lethal (3) 73Ah. The record is from RefSeq and is a predicted model, not a curated record. NCBI's taxonomy places the organism in Eukaryota, Metazoa, Arthropoda, Insecta, Diptera, Drosophilidae.
GUACACGUACACACAAUUUUGUCGUGAUUUCUUUUAUUUGUUUAAAAAUAAUAUUACAAAUACUGUUAAAGUGCAUAGCAAAAAUGUACAAGAGUGUGUUGAGUGUUUUGCAUACGUGUGCGCACAAUUUGUCGCAAUAGGAAUAGCGAAUAUUCGCCAACCAAACGGAAAAGACAACAAAUUGUUCGCUGAGAGAGGGAGGAGAGAGAAUUUUAUGCUGCGAGCGAGAGUUAUUUAUUUCAUAAGAAAUUUGUUAAUCAAACUGCCAAAAUGGAGCGGCGCGUAAAACUAAAGACUAUUAAUCCGCACAUAACGUGUAAAAUAUGCGGUGGCUAUUUCAUAGAUGCGACCACAGUGACCGAGUGUCUGCACACAUUUUGCAAAAGCUGCCUGGUGAAACACUUGGAGGAAAAAAAGACAUGCCCCACCUGCGACAACAUUAUACAUCAAUCACAUCCGCUGCAAUACAUCAGCUUCGAUCGCACCAUGCAGGACAUUGUGUACAAAUUGGUGCCAAAGCUUCAAGAAGAUGAGUCGCGGCGCGAACGUGAUUUCUACAAGAGUCGGAAUAUGCCAUGUCCGAAGGAUAUAACGCAAAAUCACGAUGACGACAACGAGAAGGUGAUGGACGCGCAUGCCGAAUCCGACUUCCACCGUCUCGACGAACAGGUCAACGUGUGCCUCGAGUGUAUUAGCAAUAACUUUAAGAAUCUGCAAAGACGCUUUAUACGCUGCAGUUCGCAGGCGACGAUAACGCAUCUCAAAAAGCUCGUCGCUAAGAAGAUACUCAACGGAAUCGAAAAAUAUCGGGAGAUCGAUAUACUGUGUAAUGAGGAGCUGCUGGGCAAGGAUCACACGUUGAAAUUUGUCUAUGUGACACGUUGGCGCUUUCGAGAUCCACCGUUACGGCUGCAAUUUCGUCCUCGUGUCGAGCUUUAACACAAGCAAAUGCAAAAAUGAUCUAUAUAUAUAUUUUUUAUAAUUUAUUGACAUAGUGCUCUAUUAUAUAUAUGAAUAUAUAUUUAUAUAUAUAAAUAUGAAUCUUAGGAGUUCCCCUAGUGUUAGUUCUCUCUAAAA